Molecule: messenger RNA, 1056 nt
Organism: Jatropha curcas
Lineage: Eukaryota; Viridiplantae; Streptophyta; Magnoliopsida; Malpighiales; Euphorbiaceae
Product: pectinesterase inhibitor
Biological process (GO): negative regulation of catalytic activity
Molecular function (GO): enzyme inhibitor activity
Source: RefSeq, a predicted model, not a curated record
UCCAAAUAAUAACUCCACGCCCUCCUAUUGUCUCUCCUUUUGUCCUUUCUCACAUCAAUAAAAAUUAGAAAGAAGAUGAUGGAGCUUAAAAAAUUCCUCCUCAUCUUCAUCUCCUAUUCUCUAAUUAUAACAUCACCGUUCGCGGAGGCAGGCAACGACGCCUCUUCUGCUCCCUCUGCUUCUACCACCACCGCCGCCGCCACAGCGACGCCUACAACAACUUCAUCAACAAAAAAUAAUUUGAACACUGACACGUCAUCAUCUUCGGGGUCCUGGCCUAAAUCUUCUCCCUCAGGUUCAACGCCUUCUAAGCCGGUCAGUCCUGCUCCGGCUCCAAGCGGCUUGUCGUUGCUAUUCUCAACGGUUCCGUUACCAACUAAAAAUCCAGUCCUGAAGAAAAUAUGUGAUUCCACUAGUCAUCCAGAGGAAUGUAUGAGCUCAAUCACUCCUUACCAAACUGGCGAGUCGGAUCCUGUUUCCGUACUAAAAAUGGAAAUGCAAGCUCUUCGUAAAGGUUUUGAAAAAGCCAUUGCUAAAGCAGAUUCUUUAAAUGAAGAUCCUUCAACAUCAGAAAUGAUUAGAAGCUGUAUCGAUACAUGUCUUGAAAUUUAUGAUACUGCCCUUUAUGACCUAGACGAUGCUCUUGAGGCGGUUUCUUCUCACGACAUUGAUAAGCUUAAAACGUUCCUGAGUGCUACGGUAUCAGAUAUUAGCACGUGCGAAGAAGCUUUUCAAGAGGAGCCAGGUGCAGAAUCACCCUUGAAAGAAUUUGACGAUGAGUUGGAUAAACUAGCUAGCAAUAACUUGGCCAUUGUUAAUGCCUUACUCCGCUAAAUUAAUUAAUUAAUUAAUAGUUAAUUAAUCCCCUAUUUAUUGUUCAUAACAAGGAGAGACAUUAAGAAAUUGAUUCAUUUAGGUUUUUUUUUUUUUUUUGUGUGUUAUGUAUCAUCCAUGUGGUGUUAGAAAGUAGUCAAAGCUGCCCGUUAUACAAUUGAGAUAAUUGUACAUCUUAUUGAAAUUAUUUGUUUAAUAGCAUCAUUAAUAUUUAAAACUUAA